Rotaria sp. Silwood2 is the source of this 1497-nucleotide messenger RNA. Lineage: Eukaryota; Metazoa; Rotifera; Eurotatoria; Philodinida; Philodinidae. The record is from the annotation of a GenBank genome assembly.
AUGUUAUACGCUUACGGUAGGCAUCAUCCAAUUUUAACAUCAUCAUCAUCUCAUGAUCAAGAUCAAGAGUCAUCACGUUCUAAUCAUCGAUUAUAUCGUUAUAAUCAUGAACCAGUAUCAUCUAAUUUACUUAGUCGUGACAUUUCGUCAAUACUUAUUUUACUAUUUUUUCUAUUUCUUCUUGUUAUUUCAUUAUCACAAAUUCUUGUUGUUCAUACAUCACGUUAUGGAGCUAAUUUUUCAGCAAUGCAAAAAAUUCAAGAUGAACUUAAACAAAUGGAUGAAAGUAUGGAAGCUCUUUUACGUGAUAAUGUUUUACCUAUAGACAAGUGGCGUCUUCUAUUUCAAAUUCAAACAUAUCUUUAUCGAUUUGAAUUAUUAUUUGAUUCAUUUAAUAAUGAUUCAGAUUUAAUUAUAAAUAAUCAAGUAAAUAAAAAUUUCGAUCAAAUAAAAACAAAUAUAACUAUUAAACAAUUACUAAAACCAUUAUUAAAUAAAUCCGAUGAAUUAUUAUUACAAGAAAAUAAUAGUGAUCAUUUAAUGAAUAAUUUAAAACGUGUACAAAAUCGUUUAGCUGCAUUAGUUGAUGAAGACGAAAAUUUACAUUGGAAAUAUCGAGAAACAAAAAAUAAUUAUACAAAUAAUAAUGAUAAUAAACGAAAAAGAAAUUAUUGUCAAGAAGAACCUCGUUAUCUUUAUGGUCGAUAUCUUGAUGAAAAUUCAACUUUUCCUAAUGUAUCAUUAUAUGAAAUAGAAACUAAUUAUACCAAUGUUAGAUCUGGAGGGCAAUGGUCUCCAUCUCAUUGUAUUGCUCGUCAUAGGGUAGCAAUCAUUAUUCCAUAUCGAGAUCGAUAUGAACAUUUAGUAACAUUACUUUAUUAUUUACAUCCAAUAUUACAACGACAAGAACUUGAUUAUAAAAUUUAUGUUUCGGAACAAACAGGAAAUGGAACAUAUAAUAAAGCUGUAUUAAUGAAUGCUGCUUUUAUAUAUGCAUCUAGUGAAUAUGAUUUUCAAUGUUUUGUCUUUCAUGAUGUUGAUUUAAUACCAGAAGAUGAUCGUAAUAUGUAUUCAUGUCCAGUUUUUCCAAGACAUAUGUCUGUUGCUGUUGAUGAAAUGAAUUAUAAAUUAACUUAUGAAGAACUUAUUGGCGGGGUAUUUAAUAUACGUCCUGAUCAUUUUUUAACAGUUAAUGGUUAUAGUAAUCUCUAUUGGGGUUGGGGAGCGGAAGAUGAUGAUCUUUAUUAUCGAUUAAAAGAAUUAUCUAUAAAGGUAAUUCGUCCACCAGCGACAAUAGCUCGAUAUAAAAUGUUACCACAUACCAAACGAGUACCAUCGAUAUGGAAUAAACGGGCAAAAUUACUUUAUUCAGCAGCUAAACGUUAUACAUGGGAUGGUGUGUCAUCAGCUCGAUAUAAUCUCACGUCUGCAAUAGCUUAUCCAUUAUUUACACAUCUUUUGAUCGAUGUUGGUUUGCCGCCACCUGGUUUUAGUUAA